Molecule: messenger RNA, 3678 nt
Organism: Emys orbicularis (European pond turtle)
Lineage: Eukaryota; Metazoa; Chordata; Testudines; Emydidae
Gene: CHL1
Product: cell adhesion molecule L1 like
Exons: 26
Coding region: 1-3678 (1225 amino acids)
Biological process (GO): axon guidance; brain development; cell-cell adhesion
Cellular component (GO): plasma membrane; axon
Molecular function (GO): cell-cell adhesion mediator activity
Source: RefSeq, a predicted model, not a curated record
AUGGAGAUACUAUUAAGCACAAAAAGGAUCAACAUAUGUUUGCUUUUCUUUGUAUUAAAUUUGGCAGCAGGUAUUGAAAUACCAUUAUCAGUUGCACAGGUUCCAACAAUUACAGCGCAAUCCAUGACCCAAGUUGCAUACCCUUUUGAUGAAGACUUUACAAUUAAAUGUGAAGCUAAAGGAAAUCCACAACCCAUUUUUAAUUGGACUAAAGAUGAGAAACCAUUCAAUCUACUAUCCGACCCCAGGAUAAUUGCAUCCAAAAAUUCAGGAACAUUUGUGAUCCAAAAUCAGGGGAUCAUAGCUGAUUUUCAAGGGAAAUAUCGUUGUUAUGCUUCAAAUGAACUGGGAACUGCCAUGUCAGAAGAAAUUGAAAUAAUAGUUCCAAGUGUACCAAAAUUCCCAAAAGAAAAGAUUGAGCCAAUUGAGGUAGAGUAUGGUGAUGCUGUGGUUUUGCACUGUAAUCCUCCCAGAGGAAUUCCACCUUUGCAUAUCUAUUGGAUGAAUAUUGAUUUACAACACAUUCCACAAGAUGAAAGGGUCUCCAUGAGCCUUAAGGGAGAUCUGUACUUUGCAAAUGUGGAAGAAAAUGACAGUCGAAGCGAUUAUUGUUGCUUUGCAGCAUUUCCCAGGCUGCGGACAAUCGUUCAGAAAAUGCCAAUGACACUGAUGGUUACACGUAUUAAACAUACUAAUGACUCAAGCUCACCUAAUGCUGCUGUUACUAAGGCUAAUUUCAUCAAGGAAAGAAAACCCAAAAUACUGAUACCACCUGAAUCUUCUGGUAGCAGCUCCUCAGUUACUGUCAUCAAAGGGGGAGUUCUACUGCUUGAAUGCAUUGCUGAAGGGCUCCCAACUCCGCAUCUUAAUUGGAUCAAGGUUGGUAGAGAUUUGCCCAAGGACAGAGCAGUGACAGAAAGUUUUGGAAAGAUUUUGAUGAUAGAAGAAGUAUCUGCAGCAGACGAAGGCACUUAUGAGUGCACAGCAAGCAAUUCUGUGGGGAAAGCGAAACAUGAGUUUCAAGUUCACGUGGAAGAACCUCCUCGGUGGAUAAAGAAACCCACAAGUGAUGUUUACAGCAUAGAGUCAACUGCUUUGCUAUUGUGUGAAGCUACUGGCAAGCCCGAGCCAACUAUAAAGUGGAAACGUAAUGGGAUGCCUAUUGAUAAAAGGACCUAUAGGGGCAGAGUCUCUGCCGGGGAGAUCAGCAUUACCAACUUACAACUGCAGGACAGUGCAGUGUAUCAGUGUGAGGCAACUAACAAGCAUGGCACCAUCCUUGCCACUGCCAAUGUGAAUGUUUUAAAUAUUGCUCCAUUAGUGCUAACCUCAGACAGUGAAGAUUAUGCCACAGUUGUUGGUUUCAAUGCUUUCUUGCACUGUCAAGUUUUUGCUUCACCUCCCGCUGUCAUUAUUUGGAUGAGGGAUGACAGCACAAUGCCACUUGAAGGUCUGCGGUACACGGUAUAUGAAAAUGGCACCUUGGAGAUCAGAGAGACAAAGAAAGAAGAUUCUGGGUCGUACACUUGUUGGGUGACAAAUUUGGUUGGAAAAAGUGCAAUCACUGCCAAUCUGGGUAUCAGAGAUGCUACAAAACUUGUUGUUACUCCUGAAAACCCGCAAGUGUUGCAAUCACAUUCAAUUUUAUUGAAAUGUCAGUCUGAAUAUGACUCACACUUGAAACAAAGUUUUAAAUUAUCCUGGAGGAAAGAUGGAGAUGAGUUGCAAAUCAACAGCACAGAAGAUGGCAGGAUAAUUACUGAAAUGGAUACAUUGUUCAUAUCACGUGUGACAUUCGAGGAUCAAGGCGUUUACACCUGUGUGGCUAGUACAUCCCUGGACAGUGUCACAGCUGAAUCUCAAUUAAUUGUCCUUGAUGUUCCUGACCCACCAGAAGAGCUACUUCUCUCAGAAAAACAGAACAGAAGUGUUAGAUUGUCCUGGAAAGCAGGAGUCAGUCACAACAGUCCCAUUUAUGAGUCCAUUGUAGAAUUUGAAGCGAAUCGUUGGGAGCCUGGGAAGUGGCAGGAACUCACAAGAAUCCCAGGGAACACCACAACCGUUGUUUUAUCAUUGGCUCCUUAUAUAAAUUACCAGUUCCGUGUUAUAUCCGUUAAUGGUGUUGGAAGAAGCAAGGCUAGCACAUCAUCAGCACGCUAUGAAACACCUCCCACUGCUCCAGACAAGAACCCAGAAAACAUCCGAGUCGAAGCUUCUGAACCAAAUGAAAUGGUUAUGAAAUGGGAGCCAUUGAAACCCAUGGAGCAAAAUGGACCAGGACUGGAGUACAAAGUCAGCUGGCGACAGCAGGGAGUAGAGACAGACUGGAACGAGGAAACUGUGAAAAAACAUUCCUUGACAUUGAGAAAUACUCCUACCUUUGUGCCUUAUGAUAUCAAAGUCCAAGCUGUAAACAAUUUUGGAUCUGGUCCUGAACCAAAUGUUACCACUGGACAUUCAGGAGAGGACAUUCCAGAUGCUGCUCCUUCAAGUGUAAUGGUGGAAGUGAUGAAUAGUACACUAGUUAAAGCGAUCUGGUCCGGCAUUCCAAGAGACCGUGUUCGUGGACACUUAAAAGGAUAUAAGGUCAUUUGGUGGAAAACAAGGAGUUUGCUGGACGGAAAACAACAUCGCCCAGACAAACACUUCCUAACAUUUACAGGAGACAGAAACUAUGGCAUGAUUCCUGGUCUAGAGCCAUUUAGUGAAUUUCACUUAACCGUUUUGGCUUUCAAUGCAAAAGGAGCUGGACCUGAAAGCUCUCCAACCAUAUUCCAAACUCCAGAAGGAGUCCCUGAACAGCCACAUUUUCUAAGAAUACUAAACUUUGAUAAGGACUCUGUCACUUUGUCAUGGGGUCUUCCCAGAAAACCAAAUGGCUUCCUUACUGGCUACAUUUUGCAAUAUCAGAUAAUAAAUGAGACAGAUGAGAUUGGAGCACUGAAUGACGUCAAUAUUACAAACCCUUCAACUUUCAGCUGGAGGUUUUCAAAUCUGAGCUCCAGCACCAAGUAUAAAUUCUAUGUGAAGGCCUGUACUAUAAAAGGCUGUGGGAAACCAAUCACAGAAGAAGGACUAACAAUAACAGAAGGGAGUAAAGGGAUCGGGAAGAUUUCAGAAGCAGUAAAUCCCACCCAAAAGUUUCACCCCAUUGAGGCACUUGAGUCCGGAACUGAAUAUACAGUUCGUCUAGUGACUAAGAAUUGGGUUGAUAACAAUAGCAUUUUUGAAGAUGUAAUUGAGACGAGGGAGAGAGCUUAUGCUGGCAUUUAUGAGGGAAUUUCCACCCAAGGCUGGUUUAUUGGACUGAUGUGUGCCAUCGCUUUGCUUACCUUAUUGCUGCUAACGAUGUGCUUUGUCAAAAGAAAUAAAGGAGGAAAAUACUCAGUGAAAGAAAAAGAGGAUUUGCAUCCAGAUCCCGAAGCUCAAUCAAUUAAAGAUGAGAUCUUUGGGGAAUAUAGUGACAGCGAUGAGAAGCCACUCAAAGGCAGCCUCCAGUCACUUAACGGGGACAUUAAAGCUACGGAAAGUGCUGAUAGUUUGGUAGAUUAUGGAGAAGGGGACCAAGGGAUGUUUAAUGAAGAUGGUUCAUUUAUUGGCGCUUACGCUGGAUCUAAGGAAAAAGGAUCAGUCGAAAGCACUGGAAGUUCUACAGCAACAUUUCCUCUCCAUGCAUAA